This is a messenger RNA of Arabis nemorensis, 570 nucleotides long. NCBI's taxonomy places the organism in Eukaryota, Viridiplantae, Streptophyta, Magnoliopsida, Brassicales, Brassicaceae. The record is from the annotation of a GenBank genome assembly.
AUGCUAACUAGAAUCAUCUUCCUCAUCGCGGUCGCGACUUCUUUCCUCGUCGUCCUUCUACUCGCUUUAUUCUCACCCGUUCCGAACUAUGACCCGCCGGAAUCUCUCUUCUCCUUCUCCCUCUAUGUUCAACAAACACACAUCCCAUCCUCCUACUCCUCUCGUCAGUCCACUCAACGCAUGGCCCGAUCCCACCACCACAGAGGAGGAGGAGGAGCAUUGAUUUUCCGGCGUACACUCACCGAAGGACCCGAGAACAAUUCUCGGGUCGUUGGCAAAGCCGAGGGAUUCAUAAUCCCUCAUGAAGACUUUGCCAACUCAGAUUUUAACGUGAUAUAUUUGACGUUAGAGACACCCGAGUACACGGGAAGUGUGAGCAUUAGAAGCAGAGACAUGGCACAUAAAUUGGAAGAGGUUAUGGAGGUUGUAGGAGGGACAGGAGCUUUUGCUUUUGCUCGUGGAAUUGCCAUGUUUUCAGAGAUUGAUGAUGAUCACGAAGAAGCUAUAACCACUUACCGUGUUAAGCUUCUGCUUAGAUUUCCACAUACUUCUCACCUAGAUCCACAAUGA